CAUCGACUCGUCACCGUCAACUCGUCAACUCGUCAUUCUGACAGCGUCCACUGCCAGGCAUGGACGUGCGCGCGCGCCGCGCUAUCAUCAUGACGUCUGUUAUUGUUUGUGUCAUGUUAUCAGCGAGUCUGAUUCUGUCUACAUAUGCCAAUUAUAACAGCUUCGGCCCUUUCCGAACCCUUCUUUAUUCCGAUUGGAUUACAUGCGACCACAACAAGAAUAUGGAGGUGAGCGUCAACGAAACGCAAGUAUUCUUCUACGACUUCGCUUAUGAUAUCAACGCAACCAGCCCCAUAGACCAGGCUGUUAACAUCAUCAGCACUUAUAACCUUGAUGUGACGCGUCGCUUCAUAGUCUUCGUUCCCGGCUACAAAUCACAUAUCAGUAAAAAGACCGAAGAGCUCAUCCGACAAACGUUCCAGAAUGUCCCAAAUACCUACCUCAUAAUCUUCGACCAUUCCACCUACACGACGUCAAGACCGGGUAAGUUAAAAGGCUACGAAAGAGCGGUGUACCACACGUACUACUUAGGAAGAGCUGUCGGGAAAUUCCUGACCGAGCUGCGGAGGAAAGGGGUACCGUCUAGAAACAUACAUUGUGUGGGGCAUAGCCUGGGAAGUCAGAUGCUGGGCUACGCUGGCAGUGCGUACAUCAACGCUACAGGAGAGAAGCUGUGGAGAGUCACAGCCAUCGACCCGGCCGGUCCUUGCUUCUCGAACAGUCUCAUAGAGGAACAGAUACGUUCUGGGGUAGCUGAAUACGUGGAGGUGUACCACUGCAACGCGGGGGGUCUCGGGACCACCAGCGUACUAGGAGACGUAGAUUUCUUCUUUAACUACGAAGGUGCCAUCCAGCCGAAGUGCAACCCAGGCAUCUUGCCAGGAAAGGGGGAGUCUGAUGCUGCUAAAUGCAGUCACAAGGCGUGUGUGCGGUACUGGGCGUACACGGUUCAUAACCCUGGGUAUUUCCUGGCGUGGAAGUGUGAUUCCUACAAGGAGUUCAACAAAGGGCGGUGCGCCGGCAACGAGGUGACGAUAGCUGGGUACAGCAAUCCGGGCAACGCCACCGGUGUGUUCUAUGUGUCUACUGAUGGAUAUUAUGGACUUGAUUAGUAAGUGAGUGACUGAUUCUUAUUGUGAUAAUGAUAAAUAGAUUUUUUAUAUUUUCUGAUAACAAUAACAAUAUUUUUAAGUUA
Plutella xylostella (diamondback moth) is the source of this 1195-nucleotide messenger RNA. Its product is annotated as lipase member H. Gene Ontology annotation, biological process: lipid catabolic process. NCBI's taxonomy places the organism in Eukaryota, Metazoa, Arthropoda, Insecta, Lepidoptera, Plutellidae. Gene Ontology annotation, molecular function: lipase activity. The record is from RefSeq and is a predicted model, not a curated record.